GCCGACACUCCCUGUUGGACUCGUUCUGGUUGUGGUCGUGACAGGAACGCAGCUGCUGCAGUCGUUGUGGUCCAUCCGGUCUUGGGUUGCAACCACCCGGCCUACAAGAUCCCCACUGAAGCCGCGACCAGCGCUGGGAGAGGACGCAGACGUCAAUGGGGACAUGCGAAAGGCGGAGGACUGGCUUUCCUUUAGUAACAGUGUGGAAAUACAAGGUGCCUCUGCAGCU
Messenger RNA from Symbiodinium pilosum, 229 nucleotides. NCBI's taxonomy places the organism in Eukaryota, Dinophyceae, Suessiales, Symbiodiniaceae. The record is from the annotation of a GenBank genome assembly.